Gossypium arboreum is the source of this 2060-nucleotide messenger RNA. Its product is annotated as cytochrome P450 87A3-like. The transcript is spliced from 9 exons. The coding region runs from base 201 to 1703 and encodes 500 amino acids. Gene Ontology annotation, molecular function: monooxygenase activity; heme binding; iron ion binding. The record is from RefSeq and is a predicted model, not a curated record. NCBI's taxonomy places the organism in Eukaryota, Viridiplantae, Streptophyta, Magnoliopsida, Malvales, Malvaceae. Gene Ontology annotation, biological process: sterol metabolic process.
UCAUAAGAUACAUGCCAGCACUUUCUUCUCCUACCUGUCUAUUCUUCCCACGUUUCUUUUACAUCCAUUUCUGCUAAUUAUCAUUCAUCAUCUUCUUCAUCAAUCCUAAACCAUAAAUAUAUAUCAGCAUUCAUCAUCUUCUUCCUUCAAUCCAAGAUAUACAUAUAGCUUCAGUGUAUAUAUAGUUUUUGAGUAAGAGAAUGUUGGUGUUGUGGAUUGGAGCUUUGGUUCUUAUUGUAUACAUUACACAUUGGGUUUAUUACUGGAGGAAUCCUAGAUGUAAUGGCAAACUCCCACCAGGUUCUAUGGGUUUCCCACUUCUUGGGGAGACUCUUCAGUUCUUCAGCCCCAAUACUACUAAUGAUAUUCCUCCCUUUGUUAAAGAGAGAAUGAAAAGGUCAAUUUGCUUUUUCCUCAAUGAUAAUCUUCUUCUUCUUUUUUGUUCUUUUUCUAUUUUUUUGGUACUUGGUUGCAGGUAUGGGCCGGUAUUCAAAACGAGCAUAGUGGGGCGACCGGUGAUUGUAUCGGCUGACCCGGAUCUCAAUCACUUUGUGUUUCUACAAGAAGGGCAAUUGUUUCAGAGUUGGUAUCCGGAUACGUUCACCGAGAUCUUUGGACGCCAAAAUGUGGGUUCUUUACAUGGUUUUAUGUACAAGUACCUAAAGAAUAUGGUGCUUAAUCUAUUUGGUCCUGAAAGCCUUAAAAAGAUGCUGCCUGAAGUUGAGAGAACAGCUUGUAGAAGAUUACAACGAUGGUCAAACGAAGAAACAGUUGAAUUAAAAGAAGCAACUGCUAGUAUGAUAUUUGAUCUGACGGCCAAAAAGCUGAUAAGUUAUGACCAAGACAAUGCCACCCAGAAUCUGAGGGAGAAUUUUGUUGCUUUCAUACAAGGAUUAAUCUCCUUUCCUCUGGAUAUUCCUGGAACAGCAUAUCACAAAUGUUUACAGGGAAGGAAAAAUGCAAUGAAAAUGCUAAAGAACCUGCUAAAUGAAAGACGGGCAAUGCAAGGGAAGAGCCGAAAUGACUUUUUUGAUUUUGUCCUUGAAGAACUUCAGAAAGAGGGAACAAUUCUAACAGAGGCAAUUGCUCUGGAUUUGAUGUUCGUUCUACUAUUUGCUAGCUUUGAAACAACUUCCCUGGCUCUAACUUUAGCAAUUAAAUUCCUUUCUGACGACCCUUCAGUGCUGAAAAAACUAAGGGAAGAGCAUGAAGCAAUUCUACGAAACAGGGAAGACACAGACUCUGGACUUACAUGGAAAGAAUAUAAAUCAAUGACAUAUACAUUCCAGUUCAUCAAUGAAACAGUUAGACUAGCAAAUAUAGUGCCGGGAAUCUUCAGGAAAGCACUAAGAGAAAUCCAAUUCAAAGGAUAUACCAUUCCAGCUGGUUGGGCAGUAAUGGUGUGUCCCCCAGCUGUGCACCUGAAUCCAGCAAAAUACCAAGAUCCCUUGACCUUUAAUCCAUCAAGAUGGGAGGGAGUGGAAAUAAAUGGAGCCACAAAGAGUUUCAUGGCAUUCGGUGGUGGCCUGAGAUUUUGCGUUGGAACAGACUUCACUAAAGUGCAAAUGGCUGUGUUUCUCCAUUGUUUGGUGACUAAGUACAGGUGGGAACCAAUCAAAGGUGGAAAUGUAUUUCGAUCUCCAGGUUUACAGUUUCCGGAUGGCUUUCACAUACGGCUCAUGGAGAAAACUAGAACGGCGUAACUUUUACAGAAACAGCAAACAAUAUCAAUCCAAGUCAGGCUAUAUGGCUAAGAAGCAAAACACAAAAAUGUUCCAACUUUGCAUCUUACCAAUCAGCGUUGCUACUAUUCUUUUUUUUUUUUCUUGGACUGCAGAAGAGGAUAACAACUUGUUAGUAAAUCUUCAUAUUGUAGACAAAUUUAGAAAAUAGAGAAUGUAUUCUGUCACUGCUCCAACCAAGAUUAAAUCAUAGUUUCACCAAUGGUCGUAUAUAAAUUUUGUAAUCUCAUCAUAUAUUUGAGAAAAAUGGAAAAAGAAAAGAAAAGAAAUAUGAUAUAACGAGUCAUAUUUUUCACUGCUUUUCCUGUUUUUUUUUUC